UUCAUCGAGUUAGUUAUUAUGAAUCAAGAAAAUUCUUUUACUUUUCAACCUAAUUCAGCAGAAGAUAAUUCUGAUUCUAUUUCAAUUAUACCUUUUGAAUCUUCAUCGCUAUAUAAUCUUGAAUGUUCUAAUUCUUAUUCUGAAAAUUCUACUUCAUCAUUAUAUGCUACUAAAUAUCCAACUUCACUAUCUAAUUAUGAACAAUUUACUUUACCUUCUGAUAAGCCUGAAAAUCUUACUUCACCAUUGGAUAGUUUUAACGAUUCUGACUCCUUAAAUCUUAACCCUAUACAAAAUACUAAAAAACAUAAAUCAGUGUUUAUAACAUCAUCUAAUAAAAAACCAAAACCUGAAAAAAAUGGCAAAAUAGAAAAAUGUGAAGAAACUUUUGCUCUUCUUACCAGUAUAAGCACAUUAGGUGCUUAUUUACGUACAGUACACCAUUUGUCAGAAAAUAGUAAAUUAUUACCCUUAUCAGGUGCAUCUGAACUAUUAGUUUUCAAAAAACCUAUUCAUAUAGCACAAAAAGAUCCUACUCAACUUACAUUAUUAGAUACAAUAAAAAAACAACUAUUACUAUUUUCUAAAAAAAAAGAUAGAUUAACUUCUAGACUUCUUGCAUAG
Messenger RNA from Scutellospora calospora, 624 nucleotides. Lineage: Eukaryota; Fungi; Glomeromycota; Glomeromycetes; Diversisporales; Gigasporaceae. The record is from the annotation of a GenBank genome assembly.